GUCAUUAUUACCGGGGAGCAUGAGCGGUAACAGCGCACGGCGUUGGAACAUCGCACAGACGCACUACGUCGUGAAGCGGAAGACCGAGACGGGCGACAAGUUCGUGAACAACUACCGUCUGCUGCAGACGCUGGGACAGGGCCGUUUUGGCAAGGUGAAGCUCUGCGAAAGACUAGCCAACUGUGCUGCACCAUCAACCAACUCCGCUGUUGCAGGAAAUACUGGGAUUGCUGCUACAAAUGGAGGUGAAGAUAAUACAGUUGCAUCGCUCCCUCCUCCGGCAUUUGCGCCGCCCAAGGCACGGCUGUUUGCCUUGAAGAUCUUCUCCAAGAAGAUGCUGCUCCGUCUCAAGGACUAUUGCGUGGAUCCUGCGCUUGGAGCAGCAGAAAACGAUGCUGGAGAAGACGCAGUACCGAUAAGAAUGCGUGCGGUGACGGCACUGGACCGAGUACACGAUGAGAUUGAAAUCAUGCGCUCGCUGUAUCAUCGCAACAUCGUGUUGCUCUUCGAAGUUAUCGAAGCUGACGACAGCGACAAGCUCUACAUGGUGCUUGAGUACAUGGCAUGCGGUCCAUGUAUGGUUUAUCGACCGGAUACGAAGGACUUUUACAGCCGCAUUACAGGAAGCGUACUAUCGGAGGAGCUGGCACGUAGCUAUCUGUCCGACAUCCUGCUUGGUGUGCAGUACUUACAUCAACGGAGAGUUUGCCACCGCGACAUUAAGCCAGACAAUAUACUGUUGAACGAUUCGGGACGCUGCCACAUUACUGACUUUGGCUGUGCGAAAGCGUUUAACAACGGUACAUCGGGCGACAUCUCUGGGAAUACAGAACGUGAUGGCGCUGAGCCGAUAGUAUUGUCCGAUACGGUUGGAACGUACCAGUUUUUGGCACCAGAAUGCUGCUCUGGUGAACCUUACGACCCCUUCAAAGUGGACAUUUGGGCAGUGGGCGUCGUUUUCUUCAUUUUCCUGUUCGGGAGGCUACCUUUUACAUCCGAAAGCACCCGGGAACUAUUUGAUGAGAUUAUUCGUGCAGAGAUUGUGCUGCCUGGCGCAGAAGAGUCUGGCCGCGAGUUACCACUUAGUUCCGAGAGCGAGAACUUGCUCCGUCGACUGUUAGAGAAGGACCCGGAGCAGCGGAUUACGAUUGUGGAAGCCCUUAGUCAUCCGUGGUUUACUCAAGACGAAGAAGAUGAAGAACCCCUGUCAUUCUGACGCCAGGGUACUUUUGAUCAAGUAUUCAACAAAAAUUCUUGUUUAUUGUAAUCUAAGUCACCGCCCAAGAUUUUUUUCUUUCGAACGCAGUCGAUGAAAUCGUUGUAGUGUAUGCUUGCUAUUCACAAGCGUCCAAUAUCUGCGUGUACGUCAGUAAUACUUCAAUGUGCCAUCCUCGAGUCAGAAAUUUGCUUCUCAUUGUAACAUUCGUCAAGCAUUUGCUGUGUCAGCUGAAACACCUCGUGAACUUGGACGCCAUCCAUGCCACCUCCAGCGAAAGGAUCCUCCAUUGUUCUUUCCACGUUGAAGAUUCCAGUCAUUAGCAGGCUCGUUGACACACUGAGCAGCAAACAGAAGGCAAAGUUCGUCGUCUGGUAUUCGUUCCCACGCGCGAUGUAGACGUAGUAUGGACCAUAGAACAGUGGCAGCACCAGGAUGAAAAGCCGGGUGAAUGAGCGAGUAGCUUGUGGGGUCCGAUAGAACUUGAUGUUCUGGAGUUUUUCGAUACGAGCUUGGAGCAACCAGUGAUACUGAUUAAUACGCGAAGCCUCAUUUGCAGGCAUGCCACAGGAUUUCAUGACCUCCACUUGGUCGUGCAGUUUACGGAUCGUAGUCACGAUCUGGAGCUGCAAGUGUUUCACAGGACUAACAAACUGCGAGGCGAGCUUUCGACCGUGUGAAGUAAACCGGUGUCGUCCACGUGUCAAUGUUGGCAUGAUCAGCAGCGCCAUCGUGUCAUGAAGUAGUGCUUCUAACAAGGUCUUGGUCUUCUGAACGUGAUCUUGUGGCAAUUUCUUGCGUUCGUUCUCGCCCCAGUUCCACAAUGCAUUGGCUAGCAGGAUGUUGACUAGUAAAGAUCUCGACUCGGAUAUAAUGUCCAAUGCUUGCUCUCGCCGAGUGAAUGCUUGUCUGAUCUGCAUGAUCAUGGGCGACACUACUGCGAAAGACACGAUAGUCCACGAGAUGUUGGCACCGAAACUCGGGCCUGUGCUGCUUUCGCCCAGGAAAUAAUAGAGAGACGUUGUGAUCACGGAGAAGAGCACCACAAACAACCCCUCGAACGUAAUGAGGUGGAUGACGAACACCUUCGAGGCAGCAUAAAGGUCCAGCACCGUGUCGCGGAAGCCCUCACUUGUCCGUCGCAGCGCCCCAUUCAUCUUCAUUUCGUUGUCAUCGCCAGCAUAACCACGCAAAUUGCCACGUUGUUCAUAUCGACGAGGUGAAUCAACGUCCACUUGAGAUUGAGGCGCGGCGCUGGUGCCGUACAGCGCGUAGUUGCCUUCAGUCAUUCCAACGAUGGAGAUGUGUGCGAUUUGCCCAUGACGACCAGCUAUCAAAGUUAACCUACGAUUGAUAAGAUGGAUAAUCGAUAGCCUUUAAUAAUUGAUGUGACUUCCUAAUAAAUUGCUGCAAAAAUCAAAGUUUGGAC
This is a messenger RNA of Phytophthora nicotianae INRA-310, 2645 nucleotides long. Its product is annotated as CAMKK protein kinase. Gene Ontology annotation, molecular function: ATP binding; protein serine/threonine kinase activity. The record is from RefSeq and is a predicted model, not a curated record. Gene Ontology annotation, biological process: intracellular signal transduction; protein phosphorylation. The transcript is spliced from 2 exons. Bases 20 to 1216 code for a protein of 398 amino acids. Gene Ontology annotation, cellular component: cytoplasm. NCBI's taxonomy places the organism in Eukaryota, Oomycota, Peronosporomycetes, Peronosporales, Peronosporaceae.